ACAUCCCAAAACCAUAACCAAAGUAAACUCCAAAAGACAAAACAACCUCAUAACCAUUUCGUCCAUUCAUUAUUCUCUCAUCGUAAACAAAAACAAUACGUCUCUUUAAUUUUCUAAACUCCAAAAUUUCAUCUUUAAUUCCAUUUCCAUAUACAUACUCAUCCAACAAUGGACUUAGCAGCCGGUGAAGACCACCAAAACCAACCCAUCGAACACAUACUAUCUUUCCCUAUCAUACUAUCUGAACGUAUCCGAACCGCGGUCCAUGACACCAAAUCUUACAAACUUGAAUGCACUGAAGUCUUAAAACAAGUUAACCACCUUGCUCAAAUGCUCCGGGCUUUCGUCCGGUUCACUAACUCAACUCCUUCGUUCUACGACCGGCCCGUUCGUCAUGUCUUCAGUGAAAUAAUCAAAACCUUGAGCCGCACACUCACUCUAGUACGAAAAUGCCGUAGGAACAGCAUUUUCCUACGUGUCAUUUCCAUUGCUAGCGCGGCCGAGUUUAAAAGAGUAUUUGUUUUGUUAGAAGCUUCUAUUGGUGACAUGAAAUGGCUGCUCAGUAUCUUUGCCCCCAGCGCUGGGGGCGAAGAUACUGGCAUAGUACUUUCGUUACCGCCUAUAGCGAGUAACGAUCCUAUUGUUGCAUGGGUUUGGUCUUAUAUAUGCUCAUUAUAUAUAUGUCCAUUAAAUGUUAAAGUUGAUGUUGCUAAUGCGUUAUGUUCAUUAUCAGAUGAUAACACUCGUAACAAGAAAAUUAUAGUACAAGAAGGCGGUGUUCCGCCUUUGUUAAAACUUUUGAAUGAAGAUUCACCCGAAGCACAAAUCGCAGCUGCGAAUGUGCUUUUUAGUUUAGCUAGUUAUCAGGAUACAGCUAGGAUGAUUACUAGUGAACUUGGUGUUCCUAUUAUAGUACAACGUUUUCAAAAAGGGACGCUUAGAGUUCAGAUUUUGCUUGCUAAAUUGAUUGCUAGAAUGGCUGAACUUGAUGAGGUUUCACAAGAGGCUUUUGCUAGGGAGAAUGUGAUCAGACCACUUGUUACUUUGUUAUCGUUUGAAACGGUUAUCGGUGAUGAUAAUAUUCGUGGUAGUCAGUAUCAGAAGCAAAGUAUUGAUUCGGUUGUCAAGAUUAAUAAGCAGAGUUUGGGGUUUAAUGGAGUUAGUUCUUCGGUAGUUCGUUCUUCUUCAUGGUUGACUAAUAGGAAAGAGAGGGAAAACGAAACGUCUGAACUGAAACUAGAAUUAAAAACUUGUUGUGCAAAAGCGUUAUGGAUGCUUUCUAGGUGCCAUCUUGCAAACAGUAAGAUACUGACUGAUACAAAAGGGUUACUCGUUUUGGCUAAGCUUAUUGAAACAGAAACAGGCGAAUUGCAGACAAACUGCUUAAUGACUGUCAUAGAAAUCACAGCUGCAGCUGAAAAGAACUCAGAUCUUAGACGGGCAGCUUUCAAGACUAAUUCCCCUGCUGCAAAAGCAAUAGUUGAUCAACUCUUAAGGUUAAUUAAUGAUUCCGAAAACAUUGGAGUCAAGGUUUCAGCAAUUAGAGCAAUUGGGUCAUUGGCAAGAACUUUCCCAGCUCGAGAGACACGUGCUAUUAGCCCAUUGGUAAAGCAGCUCAGUCACCAAAACCCUGAUGUGGAAGUGGAAUCAGCUAUUGCUUUACAUAAGUUCACAUCACCUGAUAAUUUUCUUUGUACUGAGCAUUCAAAGACUAUUAUCGAAUUUGAUGGGGUGGUUCCAUUGAUGAGAUUAUUGAGGGGGAACGAAAGGACACAGCGUCAUGCAUUGGUGCUUUUGUGUAAUCUUGCGAUAAAGGCUGGAAAUAUUGAGGCUCUUGUGCAGGCAAGAGUUUUAACAGCUUUAGAAGGAGCUGACAAGUCAAUUGUUGGUCAACACUCUGAGUUGAAAGAAUUAGUGGUGGAAGCUAUUUAUCAUCUGAAUAUGUAUCAUGCUGGUGUGGUUCCUUCUCAUAGACAACCAUAUCACCUUGAAGAUUUUUAAGGAGUGACUACGUAUAUUAGGUAAAUAGCAAUCGUCAAAGUUGGAAGGUGAAAUAGGGGACUUUUUGAUUUAAGCUGACGUCUUUCGUUGUAGAGUUUGCAGAGAUGUAUAUACGGAAAGAAAAAACACAUUCUACUGGGUAUUCACUUCUCCAAAACAUGUACGCUGCAUCUUCUUGUGUUUUCUGUGUGAAAUUCUGAACGAUUAUUUGUUUGUGAAGAAAACCAGUUGACGAUUUUAUAAAUUUGUUUACAAUGGGGAUUUCGGUAGA
This is a messenger RNA of Erigeron canadensis, 2272 nucleotides long. RefSeq lists its product as uncharacterized. Gene Ontology annotation, molecular function: protein binding. The record is from RefSeq and is a predicted model, not a curated record. NCBI's taxonomy places the organism in Eukaryota, Viridiplantae, Streptophyta, Magnoliopsida, Asterales, Asteraceae. Gene Ontology annotation, biological process: cell surface receptor signaling pathway. Bases 169 to 2001 code for a protein of 610 amino acids. The transcript has a single exon.